AUGCGGAGCUCUGUGACCAUUUGCAUAAAUGGCUGGUCAGAGUGGAGUGAUCCCCUGAACCUUGUGGUAACAGGAACGUGCAGCAAACCAUCCCUCUCAGCUCAUCCAAGCCAUGUGAUCGCUUCCGGAGGGAAAAUGUCUUUCUCUUAUAGCUCAGAGUUCACAUUGGACACUUUCCAUCUGCUGAAGGAGGAAGAAACCAGCCUGCCCCUACACAUGAAAUCCCAAUUGUCUGCUGGGAGGAACAAGGCCCUCUUUCCUUUGGGCCCAGUGAACACCUCUCAUAGAAGCAUCUAUAGAUGCUGUGGUUUUUCCAGCACUUCUCCCCAUGUAUGGUCACUCCCUAGUGACCCUCUGGAUCUUGAGGUCACAGAAGAGGAUUUCCCACUAGAUGUUGGGGAGGAAAUUGGAGGUUAA
Messenger RNA from Chrysochloris asiatica (Cape golden mole), 417 nucleotides. RefSeq names its product leukocyte immunoglobulin-like receptor subfamily A member 6-like. The transcript has 4 exons. The record is from RefSeq and is a predicted model, not a curated record. The coding region runs from base 1 to 417 and encodes 138 amino acids. NCBI's taxonomy places the organism in Eukaryota, Metazoa, Chordata, Mammalia, Afrosoricida, Chrysochloridae.